This is a messenger RNA of Apiotrichum porosum, 867 nucleotides long. RefSeq lists its product as uncharacterized. The transcript is spliced from 4 exons. Lineage: Eukaryota; Fungi; Basidiomycota; Tremellomycetes; Trichosporonales; Trichosporonaceae. Bases 1 to 867 code for a protein of 288 amino acids. The record is from RefSeq and is a predicted model, not a curated record.
AUGGGUUGGGGCCAGAUCAUCCUCCAGCUGCUGCAGAUCUUCUGCGGCGGCAGCCAGAACCAGCCACAGAACUCGGCGCAGAACCAGCAGGGCCAGCAGCAGCAACACCAGCAGCAGCAACAGCAGCAGGGCGGCGCUUGGAACCAAGGUCAACAGCAGCAGCAGGGCGGCGCAUGGCAGCAACAAGGCGGCCAGCAGCAGGGCGGGCACUCGUACCCGCCCGGAUCGCAGGGAUGGAACAACAACCAGCAGCAGCAGCAGCAGACCCACCAGCAGAACCAGAACCAGAACCAGCAGCAGGGCGGGUUCAACUCGGACAUGGCGAAUGCGAGCGACGCGCAGUACACCAACUGGAGGAACCAGGCGCGCAAGGAGGGCGACCUUGCUCACCAAUGCUUUGCCGACUCGCAGACGGCGUACAAGUCGGGCGACGGUGCGCGUGCGCACACCCUCUCGGUCGAGGGCAAGCAGCACCAGGCCAAGCAGGACCAGAUUGACGACAAGGCUGCCGACUGGAUCUUUGCGCAGAACAACAAGACCCAGCCGCACGGCACCAUCGACCUGCACGGCCUGUAUGUCCGCGAGGCGAUUGAGCGCGUCGAGUCGUCCAUCUCCGAGGGCCAGCGUUCGGGCCUGCAGGAGCUCCGCGUCAUCACCGGCAAGGGUAUCCACUCGACCAACCACCAGGCCAAGAUCAAGCCUGCGGUCGAGGACUUGAUGAAGAAGUACAACCUCUCUGCCGAGCUGGACCCGCGCAAUGCCGGUGUGCUCGUUGUCGACCUGCAGGGCCGUGGUGCCGGUCGCUCGCGCGACGCCGGCGGCCUCGUCGACCAGAUGGGCGGCGACAAGGACUGUGUCAUCAUGUAG